AUGAGCACCCGAAAGCAACUUUGUGUUACCGAAAACCACAUGAAGUCGCCAAAUAAGCAGAAAAAAUUAAUUACAACCAACCGUGGCUUAAUUUCAAACGAAUCUACACGAAAACGCACCUUGUCCGAUUUAUCAUCGACCAGCUCUUCAACCGACAGUGAAGAUGAAGAAGACGAUGAAGAGGAGAGAAAUGGACGAGGUGAUGGUAAUGACCAAGAUGAAAGUACAUCUUCUGAUUCGUGCACUUCUUCUAGCUCUGAUUCGGAUUCAAGUGAAAGUUCAAGUGAGAGCUCUGAAUGUGAUAAUGAUGAAAACGAUGAAGAAGACUACGAUUCUGAUAAAAGCGCAGAGUUGCGGUCCAAUGGCAGGCACGGCCGCAACAAACGGAUACAUAAAGAAAAGGAAAAAAGAAGGCAUAAGCGGCAACAGCAAAGCAUCGCCAGUGACAGCGCAAACAGCGGCUCCACCAUCGGUAGUAGCGAUAGCGGCACCGCCAUAUGCGGCACAACGCCACCACCGCCAGCUGCCACAACCGCGCCAGCACCGUCAACGGCCGCAUCGGUAACACCAUCAGCAACAAUGGCUGCGACACCGCCACCCGCAUCGCAACAGAAGCGCCAUCAAUAG
Scaptodrosophila lebanonensis is the source of this 627-nucleotide messenger RNA. RefSeq names its product suppressor protein SRP40-like. Bases 1 to 627 code for a protein of 208 amino acids. NCBI's taxonomy places the organism in Eukaryota, Metazoa, Arthropoda, Insecta, Diptera, Drosophilidae. The record is from RefSeq and is a predicted model, not a curated record. The transcript is spliced from 2 exons.